AUGUCUCUCGCGAUGGGGGUGUUGAGCCAGACCGGAUUGCUUCGGUCUCUGGUCUCUCAGGACCCUACCCUCGUUAACUCGCCCGACGUGGUAAAGGCCCAUGGUGCUGCACGAGUAGCUAGCGCAGGGCAUGAAGAGGUUAUAGGCAAACUACUCAUUUCCCGAGGAGCUGAUAUCAAUGCGCGAGACAAGGCAAACCAGCUACCACUCCACCGUGCUGCUACCACAGGGUCGACUGGAUUCAUCAGUCUUCUGCUUAAGCCUCCCGAGGAGUCUCCCAAACCCCGGCUAAACACCGCUGACCGUGUGGGUAACACGCCUCUUCACCUGGCCAUGGAGUCAGCAUACGCGGAAGCGGCCUGCCUCCUCAUUGAGGCCGGCGCGGAUCGCACUCGCGAGAACCUCGAUGGCGAAAUGCCGGAAGAUCUCGAAGGUGUGGGCGGACAGGAACAGAGACGGGCAAAGGAUUAUGUCAUUGAGCGCUGCGGGAAGCGGUCAUAAGACGUCCACGGCAGCAAAUCGACUCUGGGAAGAAGUUGUGCAAUUGGGCUAUGUAAUCUGCAGGAUGUCUUACAUGCAAUCGCGCGGAAGAAGUUGCGGCGGCAGAAUCAAGUAACUCGGUGGCGGAGAAGAAUCUGUCGGUAUCUAUAUGAUUCCGUAACUGACCUAGCCCGAUGGCUGGCAUCAAAAUGAACAUACAGGAUGUGCCUUCUGGCCACUCCGAGAGCAGCUUUCAUAAAGCAGGCACGACUAGGGGCAUGCAAACUACUGAUCAUGAUUGGCUGUCAAUCACGGAUGC
Messenger RNA from Fomitopsis serialis, 799 nucleotides. Its product is annotated as ankyrin repeat-containing domain protein. Gene Ontology annotation, molecular function: RNA polymerase II-specific DNA-binding transcription factor binding. Lineage: Eukaryota; Fungi; Basidiomycota; Agaricomycetes; Polyporales; Fomitopsidaceae. Bases 1 to 501 code for a protein of 166 amino acids. Gene Ontology annotation, biological process: regulation of transcription by RNA polymerase II. The record is from RefSeq and is a predicted model, not a curated record. Gene Ontology annotation, cellular component: nucleus. The transcript has 8 exons.